Molecule: messenger RNA, 618 nt
Organism: Lactuca sativa (garden lettuce)
Lineage: Eukaryota; Viridiplantae; Streptophyta; Magnoliopsida; Asterales; Asteraceae
Molecular function (GO): zinc ion binding; nucleic acid binding
Source: RefSeq, a predicted model, not a curated record
AUGGCCCAUUUCUGCAAAGCACCAGCUAGGCCAAUCAACCAGGUCCCUGGCACAGGAGCAAUCCAGGCCUGCUACGGGUGUGGCGAAAACGGGCACUUCAAAAGAGAUUUACCUAAAGCCAAGAAUGCUGGCGGAACAGGAAGACUGCUUGCUAUCGGUCACGAGGAAGCAAUGGCGGACCGCACCGUAGUCACGGGUAUAUUCCUCCUCAAUAAAUCAUAUGCGUGCAUACUAUUCGAUAGUGGAGCGAAGAGAAGUUUCGUGAACCAAGAAUUUAAGCACUUACUUAAUCAAACUGCGCAAGCACUAAAACAAACGUCCAUCGUAGAAAUGGCUAAUGGAAAGACCGAGACUUCUAACAAAAUUUUCAUAGGAUGCACUGUCUCCUUAAAUAGCCAUUCAUUUUCAAUCGACCUCAUGUUGGUAUCAAUUAAAAGUUUUGAUGUCAUUGUUGGCAUGGACUGGUUAAGUCGCCAUCAUGCUGACAUUUUGUGCUUUAAAAAAGCCGUUCGUCUUCACCUAUCGUCUAACGAAACACUAGUUAUCUGUGGCGACAAACCAGGCACAAGCCUUCGUAUCAUCUCAAGUAUGCGAGCACAGAAGCACUUACGAAAGUAA